GGGACAGGGUUUAGGGAAGCGGGUGUUUUUUGGGGGCGCUUGUAGCGAGUUGGGGUUCGUCGCGAUAUGUGAGGGGUGUGAGAGCCCAGAGGAUGAAGGGCGAGAGCGACAUGGGCUCCGAAGCAGCGAAGGCGGGUUGUGAUUCUGUCUCUGAUGGUUGGAGACCGGGGCGAGUCGCUUUACGUCUUUAAGCCGCUUAACCUCAUUCCCCAGCAGGGUCUCGCCCGGCGGCGACAUGUGGGGCGUUCAGGGGGCUCACUCCCCACAGGGACUAGGCCAACUCGAAAUGCGGGGCUCCCGGGGCCCGGUGCUCUGGUGCUGUUGGUCCCAUGGCGAUGCUGAAGACCUUUAGAGGACUGAGUUUUCAGAGGCACCAAAUAAUGUCAUCUGAAAUGUUGCCAGCAUGUAUUGAGGCGUCUAAUGUUGAAAGAAAGCAAGACUUCAGUCAAGAUCCAGGAGAGAGCCUGAAGCAAGGAAGAGCUGAAGAACUAGAACCAAUGUCUAAACGACAAAUGAAGAAACUGAUAAAACAGAAGCAAUGGGAAGAUCAGCGAGAACUCCGCAAACAAAAGCGGAAAGAAAAGCGCAAUAGAAAGAAAUUAGAGCAACAGUGUCAACUGGAAUCAAACUCAGAUGGAAAUGACAGAAAACGCAUCCGAAGAGAUGUUGCUCACAGCACCAUCCGCCUCAUCAUCGACUGCAGCUUCGACAGCCUGAUGGUGUUAAAGGACAUAAAGAAACUUCAUAAGCAGAUUCAACGAUGUUAUGCAGAAAAUCGGCGAGCACCACAUCCCGUGCAGUUUUAUCUGACAAGCCAUGGAGGCCAGCUGAAAAAGAACAUGGAUGAGAAUGACAAAGGAUGGGUCAACUGGAAGGAUAUCCACAUCAAACCAGAGCACUAUCGUGACUUCAUAAAGAAAGAAGACCUGAUUUAUCUUACAUCAGACUCUCCUAAUGUCCUAAAGGAAUUAGAUGAAUCAAAGGCCUAUGUGAUUGGAGGACUAGUAGAUCACAACCACCACAAGGGACUCACAUAUAAACAAGCAUCAGAUCAUGGAAUUGAUCAUGCACAGCUCCCCCUUGGAAAUUUUGUGAAGAUGAAUAGUAGAAAAGUUUUGGCAAUUAAUCAUGUGUUUGAGAUUAUUCUGAAAUACCUGGAAACAAGAAACUGGCAAGAAGCGUUUUUUACUGUCUUACCCCAACGGAAAGGAGCUGUUCCCACAGACGAAACCUGUGGAAGUUUUUCCAGUGACCAGAAAUCCACCAGGGUUGGAGGUGGAUUGGACAGUGAUUCCAGUGAAGAGCAAAAUAGCAGAAAUGAACAAGAUUCACCUCAUGAAGAAGAGAAAUAGGAUAAAGACGACCGCACCACAUCUGUUGUGAAGAUGUCUGUUUCACACGAAGGUCCUCUAACUUUUUAUUUAUUGUUUUGUUUUUUAGUUGAGGGGAAAUUAGGAAAAAAUGAGGUACUUUAUAAAAUAUUCAAAUUGGAAGAAAAUUUCAUUUUCUGUUGUAAAUUUUUUAAAAACUUUUUACAGCUAAGUGAUAGCAAAAUUUUUGUUGUCGCUUAAGAGGAUUUAAAUGGGUAAGUCUCUGUAUAGUUUUGUAAGGCUUAAAAAAUAAUUUGAGAAUUUUACUGCUAAGUCUUCAUUCUCUUGUUUACUGGAUUGUGUUCUUCAGAAUGUGCCUUCAGUUUUAUGUUUAUAUUAGUGUCUUUCACAUGUUUUGCUUAUUUGUGGAGACAGAUUAUUCACAAAUCUCUGUAAGUACCCAGAAUGUUGUAUAUGGGAGGUUACUUUCUAUUUGCAGCAGUUCAGUUACUUCAAAGGCAGAUAGUGAUUAUGGGAAUAUAUGUCAGAUUGAUAAUCACUUAUUUUUUGGACAGUGGAACCCUUUGUUCCUCCUUCGUUCUAAAGCAAUUUCUAAAAGGUAUGAAUUAUGAAUACAGAUUCAUAAUUCUAGUAAUGGUGGAAAAUGAUUUCAAUGAAAAAAUUUAAUUUGGGGGACUAGAUUAUUUUAAAGCUGUUGAAGGAUCACCUUUAUCUUCACCUAAACUAAAAAAGAACAGCUUUUAACUGUCCUUGCUUUCCAUAUAUAUACUUUGAAGAUAAAAUAUCCGUUGCUUCAUACAGUGGAUAAAGGUAACUUGGUAUGUACGUCUGCCCACAAUGAUGUAAUGCCCACAUGAAUGUAAGCCGGUGCUUCUGUAAAUACAUGCGUGUGUGAAAAUGUGCAUGACUGAUUCCCUCUUCUGUCCACAUCAUGUGCGAUCCUGUCCCUCGUUGGUGAUAGCCGGGUGGAGCUGCUGUACAGCUGCACUAUUUCUGUGAGUAGUUUGUUGAACAAUACUAAGGAAGAGAAUUUAAUAAAGAGCAAAAAUCUGUAAGCGUUGGAACUGGCAGGGGAAUACGGGGCUAAAGGAGAUGCUUUAGUUUCCCGCUCAUCAAUGCCGACCAGUUAUGCUGCAGGGCAAGUUGCUUUCCUCUGUCAGCACGAAAGUGAAAUCUCAGAAGCCUCUGCUGAGUUUGGGUAAGUUAAGUUUCCGUUCUUUUAGUUGUUGAUAUUUCAAAUUAUAUAUACCAUUUGAUAGAACAUUUAUUGGUUUUAAUAUUGAUGUUCAGUUUUUUAUUUUUUAUUGCUUUAUUCUUAAUAAUCGUAUUGUUAUCCGUUUAAAGUAUGAGCAAGGUGUGUAAAUAAAGAACAACCCCUACAAUUCUAGAAGGAAAAAAGUUAAACACGGGGAGGGACUCAUUAGAGGACUACAUUGUUAGUUUUCACUAAUUAUAAAAGGCCUCAUGUCAGCUCCCUGGGGCUGCCAGAGCAAAUUACUACAAACUGGGUGACCUGAGAAAACAGAAGUCGAUUCUCACAGUUCUGGAGGGUAAAUGUCCUGAGUCAGGGCGCCAGGGGGACCAGACUCCCUCUUGAUCUUUUGGCGCUGGCCAUCCGUCCCUGUGUUCCCCGGCUUGCGGGGUAUGUCAUCCCAGUCUCUGCUUUGCCAUCAUGUAGCUUCCUUGUCUUUCCUGUGGCUGUGCGCAUCUUCAGCAGUUUGGUUCUUAUAUCAUCUUUUUUCUUAAUG
This is a messenger RNA of Talpa occidentalis (Iberian mole), 3079 nucleotides long. RefSeq names its product tRNA methyltransferase 10A (gene TRMT10A). Gene Ontology annotation, molecular function: tRNA binding. Gene Ontology annotation, biological process: tRNA N1-guanine methylation. The coding region runs from base 330 to 1352 and encodes 340 amino acids. The transcript has 8 exons. Lineage: Eukaryota; Metazoa; Chordata; Mammalia; Eulipotyphla; Talpidae. The record is from RefSeq and is a predicted model, not a curated record. Gene Ontology annotation, cellular component: nucleoplasm; nucleus; cytosol.